Molecule: messenger RNA, 7631 nt
Organism: Bombyx mori (domestic silkworm)
Lineage: Eukaryota; Metazoa; Arthropoda; Insecta; Lepidoptera; Bombycidae
Product: facilitated trehalose transporter Tret1-2 homolog
Exons: 9
Coding region: 2421-3929 (502 amino acids)
Biological process (GO): carbohydrate transport; transmembrane transport
Cellular component (GO): membrane
Molecular function (GO): sugar transmembrane transporter activity
Source: RefSeq, a predicted model, not a curated record
UUUUAAAUCGUUUUUUUUGGUCUUGGUGUGAGUUAUUUUACGUUGUAGUAUUAAUUUAGAGCAACUUUUAGCUUUAUGAGAAUAUUAGACGAUUAGACAUUGAGAAACUCUGUUUUGAAUUCUCUUUAGACAUAACUUGGCUCCAAUACUUUUUUCUUCGUUAGCGUUUCGUAAGCCUGUGUAACUAUUUUCAUUUCUUACAGAAAGUUUAUUAUUAAAAAUCAGCAUGCCUCGAAGAUCGAAAAUGAAAUGCUAUUUCGGAUGCCUUGAUAACGACAAAGGUUUGAUAAUGACAAUUUUAUGGAAAAAUUAUAAGGAGCACUAAAAUGUCUGAAACAUGAAAAGAUUGAUGCACUAUAUUUGAACCAGAACGUGUUAUGUAAUAUAUUAAUUUAAGAGAAACUGAUUCAGCAAGGAACGUGAACUCUCAAGGAUCUUAAUUUUUUUUAAAUAUGUUUAUAAUUUAUAAAUUAAUAAUUGAAAUAGUUCAUAAGAACUAAAUUGAUGCCAAUUUUGUUUUAAAAUAGGUUGCUUAGUUCUUAUAGUUAUAGUAUUACGUUUGAAUAGUUGUAAUUAGUAAGUUAGUAAUAUAUGAAAAUACUGAUAUAAAUUUUUGUAAAAAACCUUUUGUAAAUUCUACGAGAAGAUGAUUUUAAUUAAUAAUCAAAAGUCAACGGUCUUCAAAAGCAUUAUUUGCAAUUAUUUAGAUUAACUGUGGAAUAUAUUUGCUAAGUUGUGUUUUCUGUAUGAGCAGAUAUAAAUGAAAAUGCCCAAACAUGAUUAUGUUUCUUACAUUUUCAUUAUGUGAAAUCAAUAUGCUUGUGACUGAGUAUAUUAAUAAUUUAUUAAAACUUAAGUGAUAGACAGCAACCCCUAUGGCACUGCUGAAGUUUAUAAGCACUGGUGACCACUUAUCAUGAGCCGGGUUGCGUGCUCGUCUGCUGUUGAGUGCAAUAAAAAUUUUCGAAACCCUUUCUAUUAUUUAGAUGUAAUAUUAAUGUACAUUUAAUUUGGAUUAAAAGAUAAAUUUACAUUUUAUGUUUGCAUGUGUAUGUUUAUAAUUCAUUUGCAUGUAACGAACAUCAGUUUCUUUUGUAACAAAAUGCAAACUAAUGGUUUGUAAUGAAUGUAAUUAACUUUAAGAUGAUUUUCUUUCAAUCUGCUGUUUGUUUCAUCUAGUAUUACCAAAGCUAAAGCAUCAGAAACGUCAGAAUAGAAAUAAUUUAGAUAGGGAAUAAAAGUAUAACUAUUGUAAUCAUGUCUAAGAUUACUAUAAGCGUCAUUAAGUACAAACUAUCAAUAUUUAAGAGUACUUUAAAUCAUCAUUACAUUUUUUAAACAUUUUUUGUUUUUUUUUGUUUUUCAAAUCAUGUAACAAAACGUUUGUGCAGAACAAAAUGUCACAUGUGAUGAACAUGAUUGUGGGUUAAUCGUUUCUUAAAUUUCUAAAUGUUUAUAAGAAUGCUAAGAAUAAUUUAGUAUUCACUUUAGUGUGUGUAUUAUCUCUACAAUGCUAGUUUAAAUGACAAUUAUUGUAUGACGAAGCAUAGGUAGUGUUUAUAGAUGUAAUAUUUUCAUACAAGGUCAUGAUCUGUCACGAUCAACUUUAAGCAAGAACUGCCAUCGUUAAGAAACAAAUUUAUUAAAUUUAAUUCAAAUUGUCUACUAUGUUUGUAAUGGAAAGCUGACAUGUUUAUAUUUCGCACAAAUGACUUAAUUGACAUUGAAUGAUUUGAUUAUCUAGACUUAAUUAACUUUUAGAUAACUUUCGAUUUAAUGUUAUUAAGUACUCUAGUAGGAUUAAUCUAGAGGAGUUAUUGUUAUUCGAAAUUUUAUACAAUUGUACGUUCAUACAAUCUUUUAACAGAAAAUUGUUUGUAAUAUAGGGAAAUUAAAUAGCUUACAGAGAAUUACAGCUUUUUAUUUUAAAAAACUGUUUUCUCUCUGUAUGAAAAGAUCUUAUCGAUUAGAAUGCUGAACACAAUCAAACAUUCCUUAAUAUCUCAUAAGUACUACCGGGAAUUUCAGCGAUUCUAAACGAUAAGAUUUUUUCAUAAAGAGAGUUAUUAAAAAUAUUAAAAUUACUAAAAAAGCCACCUGGUGGGGGGUAGGGAGACUAAUAAUCGACCGUAGCGACGCCUGCUGGACCGGGCUUUAACUAAAGCAAAAAUAAAAAUGAGAGUUGCGCAUCUAUCUCUAAUAUAUUAAGUGUAUAAUCUAUGGUGUUCGUAAAUACGUCCCGCGACGCGCACGCACAGACCCACAUCGACUGUGCGUUUUGUUUUUUUUUUUCAAUUCUUGCGUUACGUAAUUCGAAUGCUUAUCAGUUGUAUUUGGACUGUGUAGUGGACAGUGUGGUUGUUCGAAUUAUAGUAUCAAUUACUCGAUAUACGUGGAUGCGGCGGUGAGAAGGCGCGAAGAUGGACAGACCUACUAUGCACAUGCUCUCCGUCGAGGAGAAGGGCGGAAAAACACAAAGGACCAAUCAGUAUAUUGCUGCAAUUGCUGCUGCCAUUGGAGCAGUAGCCGCCGGCACCAUCCUGGCUUGGACGUCUCCCGUUCUACCCCAACUGGAACCUUGGAAGGACGAUGAUAAUCAAACUCUCCCAAACAACACGACGCCAGCACCGCUUGACUACCGAAAGAACGCCACCAAUUCUAGCCAACUGAUUAACUCCCUCGGCGAGCCCGCUGAUUUCCUUCUGGACACGAGUACAAAAUCUCUGGUGUCUUCUAUCAUGGCUAUCGGCGCGGCUAUAGCGGCGCUCCCUGUCGGAUUCUCGGCCCAACGCUUCGGACGCCGGGUCACUAUACUGAUCCUCGUUAUACCCCUAAUGAUCAACUGGCUGCUGACGAUCUUCGCCAACGGGGCCGGUAUGCUGAUCGCUGCUAGAUUCUUCGCGGGUCUUGCUACUGGUGGAAUGUGCGUGGCGGCUCCCCUGUACAUCGGGGAGAUAGCGGAGACCGCGAUCCGUGGCGCUUUGGGCUCGUUCUUCCAGCUUUUCAUUACUGUCGGCAUCCUAUUCACGUUCGUCGUCGGCGGCUGGACGCAUUGGAAGACCCUGUCCAUCAUUAACGCAGCGGUGCCUUUAUUGCUUGUUGCUGUAUUUUGGUGGAUGCCGGAGACGCCGCAGUACCUACUGUCGUGUGGGCGACGGCGCGAGGCCGAGCAGUCGCUGCGCUGGUUGCGGGGCCCGCACGCCGACCUUGCCGCCGAGUUGGACGAGAUGCAGAAAGACGUGGAGGCGUCGGGGCGCGCGCGGGGCGGGGUGCUGGCGCUGACGCGGGGCGGGGCCACUCGCCGCGCCAUGCUGUGCGGGCUCGGCCUCAUGCUCUUCCAGCAGUUCAGCGGCGUCAACGCAGUCAUCUUCUACACCGUGCAGAUCUUCCGUUCCGCCGGCUCCGACAUACCGUCCGUGAUCGCCACCAUCAUCGUGGGCGUGGUCCAGACCAUCUCAACCGUCGGGUCCUCGCUGCUCAUCGAGCGAGCCGGCCGGAGGAUCCUCUUGCUGCAGAGCUGCAUCAUCAUGGGGCUGUCCCUGGUCGUAUUGGGAACUUACUUCAAGUUACAGAGGGACGGUGUCGCGUUAGCCGUCGUCGGGUGGAUCCCGCUGUUGUGUUUGGUGCUCUUCAUCAUUUCGUUUUCGAUGGGAUUCGGCCCGAUACCCUGGACGAUGAUGUCAGAACUGUUCCCCGCCGAGAUCAGGGGGACGGCCGCGGGGAUCACGGUCGUAGUGAACUGGGUCCUAGUGUUCAUUGUUACUCUCUGCUUCCCGCUGAUGAUGGACGCGUUGGGGAUCUACAGCUGCUUCUGGUUCUUCGCUGCCUUCAUGCUGGUCUGCGUGUUCUUCGUGUCCUUCCUGAUCCCCGAGACGAAGGGGAAGUCUUUAUCGCAGAUCCAGGCCAUCCUGGCCGGAAAGAGGAUCUGAUCGAUCAGUCAGGUCAGUUUUCUAGAUGGAAAAAUAAGGAUUGCUCAUACACGUGCUGAAGGUAAACAUAUUUUUAGGUAUAAAUGUAAAAUUGCUGUUUUUUUUUGUAUAUUAUGUUCAAUAGAGCAGACGUUUAAGAAGAAAUACUAUUUUAAUGUAAGAAAGUGUAAUUUAAAAAAAAAUAAAAAACAAAAUACUAUGUAAAUUAGUGGUCGCGUAUGAAUGAGCCGCAUUACGUUUAGAAAUUCAGAAAUAAUGAGUUAAUUUCAAUUUAUCAUUAGGUAAGAAAAGAAUUAAACAGUGGCAACACUUAAUUUUGUGUAAAACUGGGUCUAUAAAAUUUUUCAUGAAAUUCAUAAGUCAGGACCAUUGUGUUACCGAGAUAAUGUAACAAGCAAAACAUUAAAAAUCUAUCAGUUUCAGCUUACGUGGUCGUAUUGAUUUAUCGGAAAUAAAUCUAAAAUCUAAAUAUAAAUUUAAAAAAAGAUAUUAUUCAAAAUAAAAUAAAUUUAUCAUUUGUAUUAAUUAAUUCAUAAAUUUCUUUUUUUUUAAUAAUUAUACUCAUCAAUGUACCUACUACUAUUGAACUUAGUGCUAUUUGUUUAUAUUGUGUAAAUUUGAAAUUGGCAGGAUAUUAGUGUGAUUUAUAUUAUUAGCGAUGAUGCUAGUAAUUGCUUCAGUGUGAUUGUACUUUAAGGUUAGAACGUGCGUUUUUGUGUGCUUUGAAUAGAUUUCUAUUCUUCAAAUAAAUACUAUUGAUACCGAACGUCAAAAAAAAAACGGGAAACAAACUUCAUUUUGCUUCAUUUACCUACCAAAAACAUCGUCGCCAUAUUUAGUGAGCGCUUACAUAGUGAAGCCAAAGAGUAUGUGCCACUAUGGGCGAAGCGCUGACAGACGGCAUCCGCCUUUUUUUCAUAGUAGUAAUUUCUUUUUUCAAGUGGAAAGGCAAAGGUAAUUAAUUAUACCAUAAAGUUUAAUUAUUUUUUUCAUAUGCAUUCGCUGGUAGCCUAUUAUAGUAUGGGACUAUUACAAAUAUGAGUUAAAGCCGUAUAAGUCUUCAUACAUGAUUUUUAAUUAAAUUUUUCAUUAAAUUGUAUUUAUUAAUUUAAAAAUGAUGUAACUAUGAUUGUGUAUUAAUGAUUUUAAAAUAAUAUUAAUCAUGAACCAUUAAUCUCGUCUUAAGUCACCAUUUUUAAAACAUACCCGGCAUGUAAGUACAGUAAAAGCUCUUUAUUCGCGGGGUAUAUGUUCCAUUAAUAUGCCGCGAAUACAGAAACCGUGAAUACGGAAUGGUAAUUUAUAUAGGAUAAUAGGGAAUACGUUCGUUUUCGUCACAAAAAAAAAACAAAUAUAUAAAAAAAUCAAUUUAAUUGAAGUUUAUUAACAUUUUGAUUAGUUAAUGUUUUGAAGAAUUUUGUAUUUUUUUCUUGCUUGGCAGUUUUUAAAUUUCCUUCAAUUCAGACUGAUACAUAGUAGUCGCAUUAGCAAUUUGCCUCUUAAAAUACUCGAUCACAAUUUUUGUAACGAAUGUGAAAGACGAAACAAUAAAACAUAAGGCGAACGCGAAUAAGGAGCUUUUCUUCCUAUUCGUACACUCUUGACAGAGUGGUCGUGGUCAUGCAUCAGUCGGAUACGACCUGCUCAUGACUCUCGUGGGAAAUUAGUGCAGUGGUUUCCCGUUGCCUUCUGCACCAGCAUUUUAGGGGGUAUUUGAUCCCCAAGGUUUCUGACGCCUCUUCCGUACAGGUUGUCCUGACGGGUGUGUAUGGUUAUACCGCCAUUGCUCGGUCGCCAUUGCCCCGUUCGUUCUCUAGCAGGGAGCACCACGGCAACAUGUUGGUCGCCGCCGCCAUCCAGCGCGUGCAGGUGGGGUUGACAAUAGGGCCGGUGAAGGUAGCAUUCCGAUCUCCCCUUACUCCCCCCUACUAAGGAGCUUUUACUGUAUUAUAAUGUCGCUAAGUGGCUAUACUAAAUAAAAUAAUUUUACAUUUGAAUGACGUAGGUAUAUUUUGCUUCCAAAUUGUUUUUUUUUAAAAUUCCAACACUAAAUAUCAAUUUCAAUGAAAUCUUCGAUCCGAAUUAUUCUGUUCCUUUCUAAUUUGGUUGUGUUUCGUUCGAAAAAUAAUCUAAUUUUAAAUUUUUUAUAAUCGAUUUGUAGGAUAAUUGUAAAAUAAAAGCUAUCGCUUUAACCAUUUUGAUGUGCUAAGAAUAUUUUUGUAAAUAUACUUAUUACCAUACCAGAAUUAAUUCGUAUGGGUAAAUAAUAAUAAAUUUUAAUUACUACGGAAACGGUCAAAUACUCGGAAAGUCGUGAAUUAAGCUGAAAAAGCGUAGGCCACGUAGGGUUUUUGUUAUAUUUGCAAACGGAGAAGACUAAAAAUUUAAAAUAUAUACGAGAAGUAAUUUAUUUAGAAUGUGAUUUAUGUUAUUAAUAUAAUUUAUAUUUUAAACUAAACGCGUAAUACGGUAUUGUGCCAAAAAAUAGAAAUGUUAUUUAUAGAGUCCAUGAAGACUAGAGUCGCCCAACCGCCUUUCCUAUGCAGAACGCAGUUCAGUGUGCUUAGUGCGAGUUUUACUGGUGGUAGGACCUCUUGUGAGUCCGCACGGGUAGGUGCCACCUCCCUGCCUAUUUCAGCCGUGAAGCAGUAAUGCGUUUCGGUUUGAAGGGCGGGGCAGCCGUUGUAACUAUACUGAGACCUUAGAACUUAUAUCUCAAGGUGCGUGGCGCAUUUACGUUGUAGAUGUCUAUGGGCUCCAGUUACCACUUAACACCAGGUGGGCUGUGAGCUCGUCCACUCAUCUAAGCAAUAAAAAAAAAAAAGUUCCUUAACGUUCUCGCUAGCGUAAAAGUUAACCCAAUUUUGUAUGCAGUUGGAACAGCGCCCCUAGCGGCAAACGUACGCGAACGAUCCCAUUCCAUACAAAUAUGAACUAACUUCUACGCUAUCGAGAACGUUAAAAAACUCGCACUAAGCACACUGAAGAAGCUUGAAAUGUUUUCAGUCUGUUUGUUAACUUCACAUUAUUUAAAUUAACGACCAGUAUCGGCAAUCAAAACAUCUCGCAUACAGAAUUUGUUUUAAAAAUUCUCAGGUACCUUAAUUUACUUACUAGUGAAAUACUGUCACACUCCACUGUACUGUCGUAUUAAUUUUAAGAAAAUCAUCGAUUUGACAUAAAACCUGCUCGGGCGCCAUCUAUCGUUUUGUUAGGUAGAACUUUGAAAAAAAAAAGAACUUUGGCGCGAAAACGUCACACUUAAUAGUAGAUUAAAUUAAUUUCAUAGAUAUCACAAUGAAUUUUGGUAACCUCUAAUAGUUCCACCGAAUUUCAAUAGAUGGCAGCACGUUGAUUCGACUAAUCCAUAGCAGUUGAUACGAAAUAAGCCGGUGGCCCAAGUAAAAAACGAUUCUUUAAAAUAUUCACCUUAGAACGAAAUAAUAAAAAAGAAAAAUAGUUUCGUGAUUUGAAAUACGAACUUAAAACGUUAUUGUAUGCGAUCGUAAUAGAUUUUAAUGAUUAGAUUAAAAGGACUGGUAUUUAAUUUAAAGUAUUGCAAAAGGUAUUGCGGCCACUCUAGAUCUCCUGACUUAAUCGUUAUGUUUGCAUUUUUUUUUUGUAAAACACAUGUAAAUACUUAUCGUCUUUAGAUAUCGAAUGUGAUUGUUUUUUUUUAAUAAAAAUAUACAAGAAAAGAAA